UUUAGAUAAAUCACGAAGACAUGGUAAAAUUCGAUUGAUUUGCGUUAACUUAUCAAAAAACAGGUCUUUGCAAGUCGCAGUUGAAGACAACAGUUGCAAUUGCAGUAGCUGCAGUAUGAUACACACAGAGUGGUACAUAUGGUAUUUCUCAGUACCCAAGCCCUUCCAAAUAUCCCUAAGCAGUGGGGAUAACAGUUCUAUUAACAUAAUGAGGAAUUAAUGAGAAAUUCUUCGCCACUUUGUCAAGAUCAGAAUCAUGACAACAAUCGGUAGGAGAAGGCUAUUUGUUAAAUAGAAUCGGAUCCUCCCGCCAGAUAACGCAAAGUUCGGAAAAGCAGGAUCGAAGAGCGCAAGAAAGUCGAACCCUCAUUUGUUUUGAGGGAUCGCGCCAUCUAUUGUCCGGCGCCGCUCCAAACUUCGAGUGUCCAUAGACUGUGAUUCUGCACUGGUGAAUGGAGAUACCGACACCCGAAAUUCCCCUUGAUAGAGCGCUCAGUCAGACACGACAGAGUGGAUGUAUGGUUAGGACUGUGGCAUCUGGUCGCGCCACUGGGUGAGGGAAAAGGGCCGCGCCGGUGCCGCACGACAGCGCUAUGACCAUCGCAAUGAUAGCCAAUCAGGACCCACAGGAGGGCCCACCAAAUACCCCACCUCAGGGAGGGGAUGGAGAAGUGCUGGGUGAGGGGGAAGGGGAGGAGAUGGGAGCAGGUGAACCAGACUUUCCACUGGCUGCAUUGGCUCGGCUAGAUGAGAUGAUCCAUCGGCAAAGAUGGGUUGUACCAGUCUUGCCAAAGUGCGAGUUGGAGCUGCUCUUGGAUGCCUCCAUUGAUUUGUGCACCCGUGGUUUGGACACAAGAAGUGAAGCAUGCCAGAGGUUCUUCCGUGAGGGUCUUACUAUCUCAUUCACUAAAAUUCUUACGGAUGAAGCAGUUAAUAGUUGGAAAUUUGAAAUUCAUAGGUGUAUUCUCAAGAACUGUGAAAAAUUAAUUGAACUAGUGGUAGUGAAACUGCACCAAGACUGGUUUCCCUUACUUGAUCUACUUGCAAUGGUGCUCAAUCCUAAUUCCAAGUUCCACACCUUCAAUGGAACCCGCCCCUCGGAGACAGUACCUCAGGGGUCCCAGAUUCCAGACUCUGAGCUAUUUGCUCGGCCUCCUGACCCUAGGAAUCCUAGGGGUUGGCUGGUAGAUCUUAUCAACCUCUUUGGCAAACAUGGAGGCUUCCAGAUUCUCCUAGAAAGAUUCCAAUCUGGCAAGAAUCUAUCAGUUCCAGUGAUUUGUGCUCUCCUCCGACCAUUUGGCCAAUGCUAUGAGAUGCUCACAAUACCUACUAUAGAAAAAUAUUUCAUGUCUAUUGUAGAGGUAGUCCCAGCCUUCUUAGAAAACCUCACUGAUGAUGAAUUGAAGAAAGAAGCCAAGAAUGAGGCCAAGAACGAUGCACUGUCAGCAAUUAUCAAAGCCAUUAAGUGCCUGGUGUCCCGUGUGCCCAGUCAGGAGGAGACGGCCAAGAACUUGGAAAUAUUUAGGUUGAAAAUGAUACUCAGGUUAUUGCAAAUAUCAUCCUUUAAUGGGAAGAUGAAUGCUCUAAAUGAAGUAAACAAAGUGAUUACCAAUGUGUCCUAUUACUCCCACCGUCAUGGACCUUUUGAGGAAGAGGAAUGGCUGACAGCAGAGCGCAUGGCAGAAUGGAUCAAGGAAAAUCGUGUCCUACAGAUCGUAUUGCGUGAUUCACUCCAUCAGCCUCAGUAUGUAGAGAAGCUAGAGAAGAUCAUUCGCUUUAUCAUUAAGGAGAAGGCUUUGACUCUAGAGGAUCUAGAUGAUAUCUGGGCAGCGCAGCAUGGGAAACAUGAGGCCAUUGUGAAAAAUGUGCACGAUCUCUUGGCCAAGCUUGCAUGGGAUUUUUCCCCAGAACAACUUGAUCACCUUUUUGGAUGCUUCCAGACAAGCUGGAGUCAAGCUAGUAAAAAACAACGUGAGAAACUCUUAGAAUUAAUCCGAAGACUAGCAGAAGAUGACAAGGAUGGUGUCAUGGCUCACAAGGUAUUAACAUUGCUGUGGUCCUUAGCACAUUCAGAUGAUGUUCCAACAGAAAUAAUGGACCAGGCUCUCAAUGCUCAUGUUAAGAUUUUAGAUUACUCAUGCUCACAGGAUCGAGACACCCAGAAAAAGCACUGGCUUGACAGAUGUGUGGAGGAACUCAAGCAUGAUAAGUGGGUCCUCCCAGCACUGAAACAGAUACGAGAGAUAUGUUGUUCAUACAGUGAGGCUCCACCUAACUUCUCACAACACCAGCGCCCAACUCCACACGUCAGCUACCGUCAUGAUGUUAUAUCCAAGCUACAGAAUCAGCACUCACUAGUGGUCCUUGUGGCAGAUAAUCUCACAACUUAUAUGAAGAACAUUAGACUAGCUGCAAAGGAAAAUCCGGACCUGAAUCCAGCAGAAAUAAUUCCAGAUGGCCGAUACAACCACAUUUGUCAAGUUCAGGAGCGGCUAAAUUUUCUCAGGUUUCUGUUAAAGGAUGGUCAGUUAUGGCUGUGUGCACCUCAGGCCAAACAGAUAUGGAACUGCUUGGCAGAAAAUGCUGUCUUCACUGUUGACAGAGAAUCGUGUUUUAAGUGGUUUUCAAAGUUAAUGGGUGAUGAACCAGACCUUGAUCCAGAGAUUAAUAAAGAUUUCUUUGAAAACAAUAUAUUGCUUCUGGAUCCCUCGUUAUUGACUGAAAAUGGCAUGAAGUGCUUUGAUAGAUUUUUCAAGGCUGUAAAUUCAAAAGAGGGCAAGCUGGUUUUGAAGAAACGUGUAUACCUCAUGGAUGAUGUUGAUCUAAUUGGUGUUGACUAUGUUUGGAGGGUUGUACUCUGUGGAACUGAAGAUAUUGCUAGCCGUGCCAUUGAACUUCUGCGAGAGACAUUCACUAAUCUAGGACCAAGACUCCAAGCAAAUCAAGUCAUUAUUCACGAUGACUUUCUGUCUAGUUGUAUGUCCCGGCUAAAGGCAAUGUAUGACACUGUAUCAGUGUUAGAUCGGGAUAAAGACUCGGUUAACAGAAUUAGGCAAGAGACUACAAGAAUGUGUCGUGUCCUUAAAGUUUUAUAUGAAUACGUGUCAGAAUGUGAUGGCGAUUUUGGGGAUGAUCGUUCCAUUUUGCCACUUGGAAGAUCGUCAAGGGGCAAGCAUUUGUCGCUCUUGGUGCGGUUCCCUGUGCAGGGUCGGCAACCAGAUGAACUAGAUGUUUGGACUCAUACCAAUGAUACUAUGGGAGCAAUCAGAAGACAGGUUUUGCACCGUCUGAAGUCAACAGCUCCAAAUGUAAAAGUCGAACUCUACUUGAAUACUGACCCCAUAGAUCCAGUCGAUGACAAGAAGAUUAUAGCACACAUGCCUCUCAGAGAUAAAAUGGUAUUGACAGCCAAGCUAGUCCAAGUGGGAAGUAACAUGCCAUCAUCUCCAGACAGUUCCUCAGAUUCUUCAACAGGUUCCCCACAACACCCUUAUGAGGGACCGAAUGUUGAUGCAGAAAAUUGUCUUCCUGGUGUUAUAAUGUCAGGCCAAGCAAAGUAUACACAAUUCCUCCUGCAAUUAGCAGACUUGGGCUGCACUUUACAACUACCACAAUUGAGAGAUAGUGCACGUGCUCUUCUUGAAAUAAUGCCAGCAGACCAGUAUACAGUUAACAAUUUACGAACUCUGUGUAUGGAGCAUGCAAAGAUUGGAGACCAGAACAUGUCUCCUUCUUUAGAGAGCAUUGUCUUUUCACCAUCCCCAUCACAAGUCCUCUAUAACUUGCAGGUAUUAUAUUCUCUCCUCAUGCCUGCACAUAACCCUAUGUCAGAAAAGGCACAUGAAUUCCAGUACAAUUUCAUGAAAAGUGGAGGAGUUAAGCUAAUCAUUGAUAUGCUGUCCAAAAACAACUUCCUUUCAAACACAGAUAUGCCCACCAAAAGAUCGGCCUUCUUAGUGGUGUUGAAGCUGGCAAAGUUGGCAUUUGUGACUGUAGGGUAUGCCAUUGUUGGUGUUGUAGCUGGAGCCGUGACUUCAAGUGGUACAGCCACAACAGGGAGUAAUGGUGGCUCAGAGGGAUCCUCUCCAUCAGGUGGUGGAGGUUUGGCAGCAUCCACGCACACACAAGCUUUAGUGCUCCAAGAAGCACUGCAUCACAUCCCCAACCCAGCCUCAGACUGCAUGGUGCGGAAUGUGGCAUCGCGUCUGGCGCAAUCGCUUCACGACCAGGUCACUAUCACAUCAUGUCUCUGGGCGCACUUUGUAACUGGUGUGGUCCCUGACAUGAGUGUGGUCAGAGCUAUCCUCAAAAUUACCUGGGCAUCAGCAGCUGGUCAGGGCCAUCUCAUCACUUCAUCUCUUGAUGAAAUUGAAAAGGCAGCAGAGAGACCGCCAACAAAACCUCCGGAUCCAGAGGAUCUUUGUGUGUGCCGUGAGGGUCUGGAAACACUGUCAGUAGUUCUAGCCCUUUAUCCCCCUGCUCUUGAAACCUUGACCAAGGACACCCAGUUCCACAAACUUGUGAUGGGGUUGGUGUUAGUAGGCGGCGAGCGAAGCAUACGGCAAUGUGCAGUGGAGCAGCUCUUGCUUAUGGCUACCAAAUGCUCGAACUCACCCCACACCCUCGUCGUCUUUAUUGUCAUGCUGUUCAAUGUUCUCAAUGGCCUCAAUAGCGAGUACUCGAAAGAAUAUUUUCAGCUGUUGUGUGGAUUGCUAAACUGGGCGUGUGUAUCAAGUGUGACUGUAACAGGCGUUGACCGCCUACUUACCACGGAGGUGGAGUGGUUGAAGAAUGUCAGAGCCAGUGUAGCUCAGAUGGCCCAAGGUGGACCAGAGCCCCCAGUAGAUGAAACUUUGUUGGAAGGCCAUCUCUGUGUAACAAGGGAGCUUGUAGCCUUCCUCCCUCCUGAGAAGAAAUAUGAAAUUGGUGGUGAUCCUUCCAAAGGAAUUUUUCUCAUUAGGGAACUUGUAGAAGACUUUAUAUUCCCAUUUUCUAAGGUGUACCUUCAAUUAGAGCAUGCCGCAGAGAUGCCUGCUGAGCAGGCCAUACCAGUGUGCUCAACUCAACCGACUGUGAUAGCAGCAUAUGAACUCCUAGUCACUUUAUGUACUGGCUGUGUCCCCAACCUCAGACUGCUGGCAGAAAUGCUCACCAAUAUGUAUUAUUCAGACUGCGAUGAGAGUAUUGGGGAAUGGGAAUAUCUUCCUCCUGUAGGCCCACGACCUAUGAAAGGUUUUGUGGGGUUAAAGAAUGCUGGGGCCACAUGUUAUAUGAAUUCUGUCCUCCAACAGUUAUACAUGAUCCGACAAAUAAGACAUGGGGUCCUAGCAGUGGAAGGCGCAGCAACAGAUCCAGAGGAAGACUUCAGUGGUGAGGAAAGAAUGGAACAAGAGACCAACCUUGAUGGUAAUGAAGAUGAUGCCAUGAGUAGUAGUUCCAAUGAAGAGAGCAGGAAGGAGUACCAUAUUGGUAUACUAAAACAAGUACAAGCCAUCUUUGCACAUCUGGCUUGUUCCAAGCUCCAAUAUUAUGUUCCCAGAGGACUUUGGAAACAUUUUAAAUUGCAAGGGGAACCUGUAAAUUUACGUGAACAACAUGAUGCUUGUGAAUUUUACAAUAUUUUAGUCGAGAGCUUGAAUGAGGCUCUAAAGGCAUUAGGACAUGAACAAAUAAUGAACAAGAUUUUAGGAGGAUCAUAUUCAGAUCAGAAGAUUUGUAAAACUUGUCCACAUAGAUAUUCACGUGAGGAAACCUUUACGGUCAUCAGCAUAGACAUCCGAAACUACAGCAACCUAUAUGACUCGCUUGAACAGUAUGUUAAAGGAGACCUUUUAGAGGGGGACAAUGCCUACCUAUGUGAAAAAUGUGACAAAAAGGUUGAUACUGUAAAACGGAUAUGUUUAAAGAAACUACCCCCAAUUUUAGCAAUUCAGCUGAAAAGAUUUGAUUAUGACUGGGAAAGAGAAUGUUCAAUCAAAUUCAAUGAUUACUUUGAGUUUCCACGUGAGUUAGAUAUGGACCCAUAUACAGUUGCUGGACUCGCUAGAAAUGGAGAACUCAUAGACUACGACCCAGAAGAUAUGAAGACAGUAAUAUGUAGCAAGUACAAGUUGACAGGCAUUGUGGUCCACAGUGGUCAAGCAAGUGGAGGACACUACUAUUCAUACAUUCUUCACAGAAAUGGAAAUGACCAGCGAUGGUACAAGUUUGAUGAUGGGGAGGUGACAGAAUGUAAAAUGGAUGAUGAAGAGGAAAUGAAAAAUCAGUGUUUCGGUGGUGAAUACAUGGGCGAGCAAGUAUUUGAUAACAUCAUGAAAAGAGUUAGUUAUCGAAGACAGAAGCGAUGGUGGAAUGCAUACUUGCUGUUCUACACACGACUAGAUGUGGAGGAAGAUAAUCUCUGCAACUCUAUAAAUGAGCUCAGCAUAGCAGAACGCCCAGGAUUGAUAAAGAUGCCGAGUGCCAUCGAGCGAUCAGUGGUGCGACAGAAUGUUAGGUUUAUGCAUUCCCGCUCCCAGUUUUCUCCAGAGUACUUCCAAUUCCUCAAGAAACUUAUUUUGACCAAUCAACCUUAUGUACUACCAGCACCACAGGACAGGAUUGUUGAGAGUGAGGAGAUAGCUAUGAUCAGUACACAGCUGUGCAGCAAAUUCCUCUUUUCUGUUGGGUUGCAUACAAAGAAGACUUUACGUGGACCAGCGCCAGAGUGGUACGAUGCCCUGCAGGUUCAUUUGCGAGCAUCAGUCCACACCCGGGCAUGGUUUGCUCAGCAGAUAUUAUUUGCCCAGCCACACCGUUUUGUUGAAUAUCUCUUGGAGUGUCCUGCGCCUGAAGUACGGAUGGUAUUUAGCAAGCUUAUAGUACUAGUGGCCCAUUGUGCUCGCAACGAUGGUCCACAGCCACUGGGUUGGGGACCUCUCAAACAUCAUCCUG
This is a messenger RNA of Penaeus vannamei (Pacific white shrimp), 6933 nucleotides long. NCBI's taxonomy places the organism in Eukaryota, Metazoa, Arthropoda, Malacostraca, Decapoda, Penaeidae. The record is from RefSeq and is a predicted model, not a curated record.